Molecule: messenger RNA, 4477 nt
Organism: Purpureocillium takamizusanense
Lineage: Eukaryota; Fungi; Ascomycota; Sordariomycetes; Hypocreales; Ophiocordycipitaceae
Exons: 4
Coding region: 1447-4158 (903 amino acids)
Source: RefSeq, a predicted model, not a curated record
CCACGAAGACGCUUAUUAGCCCCGGCCAAGGUGGCUCGCUAGCCCACAGCGCUUGUUGGAUCGGGACGACGCAACUCACCUCACAGGCCAGCCUGGACGGCUCCGCCCUCCUCCAAUCUUGCAGGCGGCUGAUUCACACCCUUGACGGUGGGCUGUCCGUCUGUUGUUGCCGGCGGGCUGGAUGGAUGUUGACUCGACUGGGUUUUCCCCCAGCGCAGUGCGAGCAAAGUUCUCGAUCGUGACUGAAUGGGUCGAGGCAGGUGCGAGCGGAGUACUACUACUAGUAACGCGUGGCUGCCUCUUCGCUUGUCCGUGGGGCUGGUUGGCGCUUUCGUCUUCCGUUCCGUUCCUUCUUGUUCUUGUUUCUUUGCUGCCAUCGUGCCUUCCCGGUCCGCCGGUCCUGCAGCGGCCUGCCCUGCCCUGUGCGCCUCGUUGGCACUUCCCCUCUUUCCGCGACCGCUCGCUCACUCACUCUCACUUCGCUUCUCUCCUUUUUCGGCUUCAGCUUCACCCAGCGGUCGCUGCCUGUUUCUUCCUGGACGUGGCCUGCGGCAUUCUCUUCUUUGAACGGUUAUUUUCACUUCCUCGGGUGCGGCCAGCGAGAUCUGGCCCCUUUCGACGACCCCGUGUCUCCACCCCCAAAACGGCGCCGCACCAGAGUGGCUUGUGACUUACAAGCCUUUCCAUGCCGUGACACCAUUUGCUGGCCUCAGAUCUGAAACACGACCUCCGGUAAAGACCGUGACACGACGACGGAGCGCUCGCAUCAAACCCGCCCGUCGCACUCAUCAGUGGCCGCUGGUGCCCGCUUUCAUUCAUCCAUCUUCUCUCGUCGAGCCCAAGCUGGCCGACGCUGUCACACGUGCUCGCUGGGGCGACUAUCACCACCGUCCAGGCCGGAUAUCGCGGCAUCCGCUCCGUCGAGCGCACAGGGCGGAGAGCGUUGACCAUCUGGUUGUGCCAUCUGAGACUCCAGGUGUUUCUCUUUUUGGCUUUUGGCGCACAUCUGCCUUUGCGCAGCGUUCGACCUCGGAACGGCAUCCCCAGCACUCGUUCAAGGGGCUGUCUCUGAUCUUUUGCUCUUUACAUUCGUGUUGAUUUUCACUUCAUGCGCCUGCCCGGCCUUCAUUUACGACGGACCACGAGAGCAUAGAUCGAUGCGCUCGUGUAGCCCGACGGCUUCGGAAGUAACCAACUCUUUCAUGUUGCGGAACCGCACACAUCUCGACUAGUCGCUGGUACGGCAUACACGUGGACGACACGACCGCCGCAUCGGUUCCGACAGACUCCGCAUAGUGUUGCGAGUCAGACGUCGAGAGGGUGGCCGCGAACAGGGGGCCGACCUAGGGCGGCUCCUUCAACCGCAGUAAUAGUCAUUGCUCAUCUGGGACUGUCGACUGAAGCUGUCCACACUUUGUCGACAGACUGCUCGAUCGAGCACACAAAAUGAAUCAAAACUAUCAAGGCGACGCAGGGACCUCGGCCCCCGCCGGGUCCGUCAAGCGCGCGCGGGAACGAGUACAGGCGGGACUUCCGCGAGAGUCGCUGCCCUUGCGCCAACUACCGACGAAUCCAGAGCCGCGGAGGGACGACUACUCGGCAUCGACGUCUCGCCUGCCGGUGGCAGCCGCCUCCGGACCUGCGCGGCUGACGAAGCCGCGGCCCCAGCCGGCGGGAGACGGACGCGCGGGACGCAGCAUCUCACGGCCGAUGCAUGCACCUCAAUGGCCGCUCCCCGGACCUGCCGCGUCUCCCAUCAGCCCGAGGUCGGAGCCCGUGUACUCACCAUCGGCGCGGGCGCCGCGCAGGCCGCCUCGUCCAAGCAACGUCCCGUCCAUACUCGACGAGUCCGGCCCCCCAGAGCCAGGCCCUCACUUUGCCGGCCGCUCCAACGCCCCUCAGAGCCCGGACGUGGGGAGCGACGGCGGCUACGAUGCGCUGUCCCCCGCGGUCGCCUCCUCGAGGCAGACGACCUCAUCGAUCGGCACGAUACCCGACUUCCCCGUGCCGGCCCCGACUCCAGCCACGGCGCCGUCCGGCGCCGCCGCCAAGAAGAGCUCCACCCUCGGACCGCCGCCUUCGGCUCGCCGCGGCGCAUCGUCAUUCUACUCGACCACGUCAUUUGUAUCUCCGAUCCCCGAGGAGAGCCCCAGGUCCAGGUCGCACGGUUCGUACGCGUCGAGCGCCGCCAUGCCGGAGGCCUGGGACCGCAUCUCGCCCAUCUCCGGCAGCCCCCCGUAUGGAGACGCCUUCUUCGACGACUCCCUAACGGACAGGGAGUCGACGCACGAGGAGUUUGGUGACGAGAGUAAGCUGGUCCGAAGCGCCAGCAUAGGCAAAAAGGGGAAACCCGCGAUCGUCAUGAACAGGACGGGCAGUGGCCGCAAACUCGGCGACGCGAGGCCGGCGCCAUCCCCUGUGCAGCCCUUCAACGGUGGGACGGGGUACGUGGACACGUCCACCGGCUCGUCCAGGUCGUUUCCGACCGCCAAGCAGUCGCCCGACACGACGCCGGCGACGACCAACCAGACGGGCCUCGCCCCCGACCUUGGGCCGUCGGUCACCGGAGGCGCCGCGGAGGCGGUAGACACGUCCCGCCCGCCGAAUCGCCUGUCCAACAUGAGGAGACCACCCCGCCUGGACAUGGACGCCGUUCGGGCGGCCGAGGCCAGGGGUAGCCUGACGAGUCUGCCGGACCUGAUACGACGGGCCACAAGGCUCGCCUCCAUGAUUGACAAGGGCAAGCGGCCAGGCAGUCGCAUGGACGACCUGACAUUUUUCGGCGAAAAGGGUCCGAUGAGGAACGGCGAUGGAUCUCUGUCCGCUGACGAACGGCACCAAUCGGGUCUCUCAGACAUGCUGGCUGCCUUUCCGCCUCCUGUACAUACCCCGCGGGGGAACCGACGGAGCAACGCGUCGUGGUUCCGGCCGAGCUCGUGGCCGGCGGUCGCUGACCAGAGCGCGCGAGGCCACUCUCGCGCGUCGAGCGUCGUGGGCGACGACGACGGUGCCAAGAAGCAGCGGCGUCGCUGCUGCGGCCUCCCGCUGUGGGCUUUUAUCCUCGUCGUCUUCCUCCUUCUCUGCCUCGUCGUCGCCGCGAUCGUAGUGCCCCUGGAGUUCUUCGUCUUCAAGAACCUCGGCAACCACCCCGACGAAAAGGACGCCCUCGCGAACUGCCAGAGCUCGCUGACGUGCCUGAACGCGGGCACCAACGUGGUCUCGCAGGGCGUGUGCUCUUGCAUCUGCACCAACGGCUUCACUGGCUCCAACUGCGGCCAGAGCGGCUCCAUGGGCUGCACGACGACGAACCUGGUGGCGACGGACGGAUCGGCCAGCAUCAACAACGUGACCCUGGGCAGGGCCAUCCCGCGGCUCAUAUCGCAGGGCAACGCCAACUUCUCGCUGCCCCUGUCCGGUACCAUCGUCCUCGCCAAGCUGAACACGGCCAAUCUGUCGUGCAUAGCGCAAAACUCGCUCGUCACCUUUGACGGCUUUUCGACGCGAGGCGGCGAGGCCAACGACGAGGUGACUGACGCGAGCGAUAAGGCGGCCAGGGCCGUGGUGAAGCGCGAUGGACGGUUUCCUCCCAUCUCUAUCAUCACGUACGUGCCGCGAGCCACCACCGUCGUUCUUACCGGCAGGCACCUGGACCAGCGGCCGACUCCCGAACCCCAGUCGACGGCUCCACCGCCCGUGCUCAUCAUCGACACCUCGUCGUAUGCGCCGCCGUCCGCAAGCAAGCCGACCACGACCAGCACGACGACCAGGACGGGGACGAGCACGAGAGCCUCGCCCACGAGCUCGCCCACGUCCACCCCGACUGGCCUCUUCACCGUGACUGAGGAGGUCGUCGACUUUGCCCGCGUGGCCAUGCUGUACAUUCUGCAGGAGGAGAGCGUCAACGCGGCCGAGACGGCACAGACCGGCAUGCAGGCCCUCUUCAGCCGAGCGAGCAGCAGCAAAACGCGCCUCAACGAUCAAGUGACGGAGAAGGAGGCGAAAAAGGUCGCCAUCGGGGGCGACAACACCAUCAACCUUGUCGACUUCACGGUUGACGUGGGUAAGGGGCCGAUUGGGCGCAAGAACAUUAAUCGCAGCAGCGAGCGAGUCGUUGGCGCGUCAACAUCUGGCUCCGGCCGACGGCGAGACAUGCAAUGACCUUGCUUGGCCACCGGCGAACCCAAUUAAAUAUGCGAGCAUCUCGCGGCUGCCGGGCCUGAACGGCUGAGCGGCAAUCGCCACGUGGUGGAAGGGGAGGAGAUCUUGUAUACAGCAUUUCAACGCUCCUUUUUGAUGUGCAUAUGCAACUCCCGAAAGCAGUUAGCGACGGCGUUGAUUCAAGGACUAGAUACCAUCUGUAGGAGCAGAAAGCCUCGGGCGGACGAGACGAGCUUCUCGGCGACUUGGUCGGGGCGUCGCGCGCGGCGUCCUCUAGCUAGUGUUGUGUAACCUCUACAUUUGAGACAUUUACGCGGAG